AUGAGAGAAGAAAACCCAUCAGAAAGCAGAGCCAAAGCAUCAAAAUUUCCUGAUCAAAACGAAGCCCCAAAAUCUCAAACCACAAAAACCAUCACCAAUCAAUCAAAACCAAAGUCUUCAUGGGGUUCAAACAUUGUGAAGGGCUUCACAGCUGACAAGAAAACAAAGGUUCAAACUAUCACAGUCCAGAACAAGAAACUUCCUUUAUCAAAUUCUGAUGUGGCAAACGCAAACGAAAAGAACCCAUCUCUUCCAUCUCAUUCUAGAGUUAAAAGGUCGCUCAUAACUGAUUUAUCUUGCUCUGUUAACGCAAGCCAAUUUCACCCUCAAGUCUACCCAACUCACCGGAGACAGUCCUCGGGUUCUCGCGAUUUGUUCAUUGAAUUAGACCAUGUUAGGAGCCUUCUUCAGGAAUCUAAAGAAAGGGAGUUUAAGCUGCAAGCUGAGCUUACAGAAUGGAAGACAAAUGCUAAAGUUUUGGAUCUCGAAACGCAGCUAGAAACAAGGAACAUCGAGGUGGAUGAUCUUUCACAGAGAGUUGGAUUGCUGGAGUCGGAGAAGACCAGCUUAUGCGAUCAAGUGGCAACUUUGAGUUCCAUUUUGGAAAGAAAUGAGGACAAUUUGGAAAUUUCAAAGGAACCGCUAUCCAUUAGUAAUCUUGAAAUGGAAGUUGUGGAGUUGAGGAGGUUGAACAAGGAGCUGCAGCUGCAAAAGAGGAAUCUUGCUUCCAAGCUUUCUUCUUCGGAAUCCCAGUUGGCUUAUCUUUCCAAAGCUAAUGAGAGUGAUGUUGCGAAAAUUAAAGCUGAGGCAUCUAUGUUAAGACACACCAAUGAAAACCUGAGUAAGCAAGUAGAGGGUCUACAAAUGAGCCGCUUGAAUGAGGUUGAGGAGCUUGCAUACUUAAGAUGGGUUAAUUCUUGUUUACGAGACGAAUUACAAAAUUCUUUCUCAACAAUAAAGUUUGAUAAAACAUUAAGUCCAGUUCAAAGCAAGGGUGAAUAUGUAAGCAGUAAGAGCUCCUUAGAACGCAGCAAUGUAAAGAGACUAAAUUUAAUUAAAAAGAUAAAGAAAUGGCCAGAGGAAUUUUCAAGUAUAGAAUAUGCAGCUAAUCUUGUGGAUAAGGAUUGGGUGACAAGUCCCGGAAGAAGACAUUCUAUAAGCGGAUCGAAAUGUUACAUAGAAGAGUUAAUACCAAAUAAGAGAAGGCAAUCUGAUGGUUUUAUAUGUAUAAAAGAAAUGGAAAAGGAAGCCGAGCCACUAAGUUCUCAAAAGUAUGGUACAGUUCAAAGAAUGCAGUUCUUUGGAAAUUGCCAAGAACCUAAUAAGCCCGCAGCUUCCUUAGAUGUUAUAAAAAGGGCUUUGCGUAUUCCAAAUCCUCCUCCCAGGCCUUCCUGUUCAAUUCCAAAUGGACUUAAAGAGGAAAGUUCUAAUCAAAUUCCACCACCACCACCUCCUCUCCCUACAAAAUUUUCAGUGAAAAGUAGCACGGGAGUUGUGCAGCGAGCCCCACAGGUAGUUGAGUUUUAUCAUUCACUCAUGAAGAGGGAUUCUAAAAAGGAUUCUACAAAUGGAGGAAUAUGUGAUGUGCCAGAUGUUGCAAAUGUUCGUAGCAGCAUGAUUGGUGAAAUUGAGAACAGAUCAGCACAUUUGCUUGCUAUAAAGGCUGAUGUUGAAACUCAAGGAGAAUUUGUGAAUUCAUUGAUAAGAGAAGUCAAUAGUGCUGUUUAUCAGAACAUUGAAGAUGUAGUAGCUUUUGUGAAGUGGCUUGAUGAUGAACUUUGCUAUCUAGUUGAUGAAAGGGCAGUCUUAAAGCACUUUGAUUGGCCAGAGAAAAAAGCUGACACAUUGCGAGAAGCAGCAUUUGGGUAUCGAGAUCUAAAGAAAUUGGAGUCUGAGGUUUUAUACUACGAGGAUGAUUCCAGAAUGCCUUGUGAUGUUGCCUUAAAGAAAAUGGUUGCUUUGUCUGAGAAGAUGGAGCGGUCUGUUUAUAACCUCCACCGCACAAGAGAGUCAUUGAUGCGUAACUGCAAGGAAUACCAAAUUCCCAGAGAGUGGAUGCUUGACAACGGGAUUACAAGCAAGAUAAAGCUUGGAUCAGUGAAAUUGGCAAAGAAGUACAUGAAAAGGGUAGCCAUGGAACUGCAGUUGAAGGCAACUCUGGAAAAAGAUACUUCAAUGGACUACAUGCUCCUUCAAGGAAUGAGAUUUGCUUUCAGAAUUCAUCAGUUUGCAGGAGGAUUUGAUUCUGAAACAAUGCAUGCAUUUGAGGAACUCCGAAACCUAGCCAACCUCCUUAACAACAAGUAAAGGGCAUGGAGGUUUUUGUCGGAACAAUCUUUGCUUAACAUCUUAGUAAGCUUCCAUCUGGUUUGGUUGGGUAAAGUCAAUUUUAUUUAUGUAAAUGUGGAAAAUGGAAGAGUUUUGAUUCGAGUUUAUGCUCAUUAAGCAGAGACUGACGUGUAAAAAUGCACUUUGCAUUGUGAAUUUUGAAAUGGAAAAUUGUGCAUUUGCAAUGGGAUGGCUUGAAAA
Molecule: messenger RNA, 2529 nt
Organism: Durio zibethinus
Lineage: Eukaryota; Viridiplantae; Streptophyta; Magnoliopsida; Malvales; Malvaceae
Product: protein CHUP1, chloroplastic-like
Biological process (GO): protein localization to cortical microtubule cytoskeleton
Cellular component (GO): cortical microtubule
Source: RefSeq, a predicted model, not a curated record